CCUCGCCCCAGAACCUGUAGGAGGCCGGGACCCACCCAGACGUAGAACGCCAGCCCAACGCCCAGCAGUAGAUGAUAUGAAAUUUCAGACAAGCCAGUGGUCCUUUGAGUAGCUUGGAAGCACGUUUUACAACUUGCGGAACAUUUGGGAAGUCAAAUGACUUCCUUUAAAACGAGAAACAAUUUCAGCAGACUCUGGAAGCCACAGCCCGAAGCCUUGCCAGCAUUCCCGCCCAAGGCCUCAACCCGGUUCCCUCCAAGGUCCAACACCUACCUGAUUACAGGGUUGCAAAAUGAGCUGACCAAAAGUGGGGUCCUGAAGAACAUGAGUGACCAUGAGGACUUCUGGAAGCUGGUUCAGGAGGAAGCUCUUGGCGAGGAAAUUAAAGAAAGACUCCAGAAGAUAAGAUUUAAGUUGAUGAAUCCCAGGCCCUGGCCAGCAGUUGAUGAAACCAAGAUGCUGGCCAGCAUUGAUCAAGACAAUGGGGGCCGCCAGGGGGCCCAGAGCCUCCUCUCUCGACUUACGGAAUGGAGAAAACGGUGCCAACAGCGUGAAGUGGUCCCGAGACUGCCCCACGGACAGGGGGAGAGCAAGAUUAUGUCUAAGACAAGGACAGAUUCCCAGAGCAAGAGAUUUCUCAGUCAGUUGGAUCAGAUGUAUUCCACCUCCCUGGCUAACAUGGAAUUCUCCAGAAGACUGCUGGAGAGAGAAGACCGCUUUGCAGACCUGCUGCCCGAGCACAGGGCUAGAGUUCUGCUGGAUUACCUGGUCUCAAGCAGGCACACGCAGGCAGAUGCUCCACCCGGAGAAAUGGGGGUGGAGGACCCCCUGGUCCCUGGCCAGCAGCUUCAAGCACCACCUGCCCUCCGAUUCCUCAAGUGCCACAGCCCAGGAAGUCAACAGAGAAGUUCCCUCUUGAAGACAGGAAGACACCAAGUGACCCUGUGUGGCAUGAGCAAGCUUUCAGAUCAAGUGAGGGGCAAGCUUUCUCCUGCUGGGAUAACCGCAGACCCCAGGCCGACAGCACCCCUGACCCUGGAACACGUGAUCCAGGCCCAUCCUGUAGUGGAGGCUAAGACAGCACGUCGAUACUGGGUGAACUAUGUGGACGAAGAAUAAGAUUUUAUACGGUUACUAGAUGUAAAGAAGAUCCAAACAGGAAAUGAUAUCUUUCUUCCCCUUUGGUUCAACAUGACGAUAAGCAGCGAGGCUGACAUCCAGUAAAGAUGUAAAUUCCUGA
Messenger RNA from Myodes glareolus (Bank vole), 1240 nucleotides. The record is from RefSeq and is a predicted model, not a curated record. Lineage: Eukaryota; Metazoa; Chordata; Mammalia; Rodentia; Cricetidae.